UCCAGCAGCAGCGUGUUAAACCUCCUGCAAAACACAAACGGACAUGGAAUCAUGACAGCACGGGAAAGUGCUCAAUUUAGACCGCCAAAACCUUCCGGAGACCUAAAACCACUGGAAACAUGGACUAAAGGAUCUGUCACAUGCAUUUUAACAUGAUGUUUAAAGGUUGGACAAGCUGAAGACUUUUCUACAAGGACUUUUACCUCACGCGCACUCGUGAAUGUGCGCACUUGUAGUCGGGACAGCGGAGAAAACUGACUUUGGAUGUUUUUAAUUUAUUUAUUUAACUCUCUUGAGAAAUGUAAUGAAAAUUAAUAGUCAGAAAUGUCAUUCCCGGCUCAUGCGGAGACGCGUAAAUUCACCCGUGGUCUCAGUAAACCAGGCACGGCGGCGGAGCUACGGCAGAGCGUGUCAGAGGCGGUCAGGACGUCGGUAUUAGUGGUGAAACCGCGUGUGGUGGAGCCUCUGGACUACGAGAAUGUGCUGAUUCAGAGGAAGACUCAGAUUCUCAGCGAUGGACUCAGAGACAUGCUGCAGUUUCCUCUGGAGGACUUUCAGAUAUCUACACUGCCCCGACAGAUCCAAACACUCUUCCCCACAGUACCUGCACAAGCAAUGAGAGAGGCCCAGAGUCUAUUUGUGCAAGAGUGUAUAAAGACCUACAUAUCUGACUGGCAUGUUGUCGACUACAAAUAUGAGGAUUAUUCCGGUGACUUCCGACAGCUUUCCAACAAAAUGAUUAGACCUGAUAAUUUAGCACUGCAUGUGUUUGAGGUGGAUGAAGACGUGGAUAAAGAUGGGGACACAGCCUCUCUAGGUUCACAGAAGGGAGGUAUCAUCAAACAGGGCUGGCUGCAUAAGGGCAACAUGAACAGCACCAUCAGCGUCACUAUGAGGUCAUUCAAAAGAAGGUAUUUCCACCUGACGCAGCUGGGCGAUGGGUCAUAUAAUCUCAACUUUUACAAGGAUGAGAAGAUCAACAAAGAGCCCAAAGGAACCAUCUUUCUAGACUCCUGUAUGGGUGUCGUGCAGAACAAUCGCGUUCGGAGGUUUGCGUUCGAGUUGAAGAUGCAGGACAAGAGUGGAUACGUUCUGGCUGCAGACUCCGAGAGUGACAUGGACGACUGGAUCAGCACACUCAACAGAAUCCUCAACAGCAGUUUUGAGCUCGCCAUGCAGGACAAAAGGAAUGGAGAUCUGCACGACGAUGAAGAGCAGGGGAAGAGUGAUUGCUCCUCUAGCAGUAUGGACAGUUUUCAGAGUGCCAGAGACAUCGAGAGCAAGAUGAGAAAUGAGACACGGCUAAAACUCUUUACACUGGACCCAGACAUACAGAAGCUGGAUUUCUCUGGGAUUGAGCCAGAUGUGAAGCCGUUUGAGGAAAAGUUUGGGAAGCGGAUCUUGGUGACCUGUAAUGACUUGUCCUUCAACCUGCAGAGCUGUGUGGCGGAGAACGAAGAGGGACCCACCACUAACGUGGAGCCGUUCUUCAUCUCUCUUUCAUUGUUUGAUAUUCAGAAUGGUCGUAAGAUCUCCUCAGACUUCCAUGUGGACAUGAACCACCCGUCUGUGAAAGCAUUGCUUCCCGUAUCAGGCACUCACAUCAGCACAGGCGCACCAGACAGCCCGCAAGGAGCGCAACCUACAACCAACAACCUGCCAGAGAAUGCCAUUCAGUAUCCACGACAGGGAGUGUUUUCCGUGACCUGUCCGAAUCCUGACAUCUUCUUGGUUGCACGGAUAGAGAAGGUUUUACAGGGUGGAAUAGCACAUUGUGCCGAGCCAUACAUGAAGAACUCGGACUCUGCUAAGGCUGCUCAGAAGGUUCUGAAGAAUGCCAAGAUGGCCUGUAGCAGACUGGGUCAGUACCGCAUGCCAUUCGCAUGGGCCGCUAGGCCUCUGUUUAAAGACGCUUCUGGGACGGUGGACAAGAGCGCUCGAUUCUCAGCACUCUACAGGCAGGACAGUAACAAACUCUCCAAUGAGGACAUGUUCAAACUGCUCGCAGACUUCAGGAAGCCAGAAAAAAUGGCCAAGUUGCCUAUGAUUCUGGGUAAUUUGGAUGUUACGGUUGAUAACGUCGCACCAGAUCUGACCAACUGUGUCACGGCCUCCUAUCUUCCUCUUCAUCAGACUGAUGGUGUGGACAGUGGGAGGCUGGUGUUUGAGGUGGAGGAGUUUGUACCAUCUAUCGCUAAAUGCUCUCAACCUUUCACAAUUUACAACAACCACCUGUACGUUUAUCCACGACAUCUCAAAUACGACAGUCAGAAAACAUUCACCAAGGCCAGAAACAUUGCUCUGUGUGUGGAAUUCAGAGACUCGGAUGAAGAGGAUGCUCUUCCACUGAAGUGUAUAUAUGGGCGUCCAGGAGGGCCUCUGUUCUGUAAGAGAGCAUCUGCUGCUGUCUUACACCAUCAGCAGAACCCAGAGUUUUAUGAAGAGUUUAAGAUUGAGUUGCCAGCUCAGCUGACGGACAGACAUCAUCUGCUCUUCACUUUCCAUCACAUCAGCUGUGACAGCAACGGUAAAGCCAGUACAAAGAGACGAGAACAGGUCGAGACUCAAGGUGCGACACAUGUGGGCUAUGCAUGGCUGCCUCUGCUGAAGGAUGGCAGAGUGAUUGUGAAUGAACAGCACAUUGCAGUGGCUGCAAACCUUCCAGCUGGUUAUCUGAGUUACCAGGACAGCAGCAGCAAGCACACAGGUCAAGAGGUGAAGUGGGUGGAUGGAGGGAGGUCACUGCUCAAAAUCUCCACACAACUCGUGUCCACUGUCUACACACAGGAUCAACAUCUGCACAACUUCUUUCAUCACUGUCAGAGUAUCGAACCCACCGACCAAUCAGGAGGAGAGCUGAUCAAAUACCUGAAGAGUCUGCAUGCCAUGGAGGCUCAUGUGAUGGUAAAGUUCCUCCCUACCAUUCUGAACCAGCUGUUUCGUGUGCUCACCACCUUUGGUCAGGAAGAUGUUGUGGUCAAUGUCACCAGGGUGAUGAUCCAUAUCGUUGCUCAGUGUCAUGAAGAGGGUUUGGAGUAUUACUUGCGUUCCUAUGUAAAGUAUGUUUUGAAGGCUGAGACAAAGUUAACCAGUGGUAAAACUGUCCAUGAGGAGCUGGCCAAAGCCAUGACCAGCAUCCUGAAACCCUCCACUGACUUUCUCACCAGCAACAAACUACUGAAGUACUCCUGGUAUUUCUUUGAGGUUUUAGUCAAGUCUAUGGCUCAGUACCUGAUUGAGACGGGCAAGGCCAAGGUGUCCAGGAGCCAGCGUUUCUCCACUCAAUUCUACCACUCAGUGGAGACCUUAGUGACCAUGCUAAUGCCUCAUAUCACACAGAAAUACAAGGAUAACCUGGAUGCAGCACGAAACGCCAAUCACAGCCUUGCAGUGUUUAUCAAGCGCUGUUUUACCUUCAUGGACAGAGGGUUUGUCUUCAAACAGAUCAACAACUACAUCAACUGCUUUAUGCCUGGAGAUUCCAAAACUCUGUAUGAGUUCAAGUUUGAGUUUCUUAAGGUGGUCUGUAAUCAUGAGCACUACGUUCCUCUCAAUCUGCCCAUGCCGUUCGGGAAGGGCCGUAUCCAGCGCUUUCAAGAUCUUCAGUUGGACUACUCCCUCACUGAUGACUUCUGUAGGAAUCACUUCCUGGUGGGACUGUUGCUAAGGGAAGUGGGUGGAGCUCUGCAGGAGUUUCGAGACAUCCGUCAGAUUGCUGUACAGGUGCUGAAGAACCUGAUGAUCAAACACGCCUUUGAUGAUCGUUACACCUCCAAGGGUCAGCAGGCCCGCUUGGCUACACUGUACCUGCCUCUGUUCAGUAUUUUGCUAGAAAACGUCCACAGACUCGACAUUAAAGAUGUUACCAGCCAGCUGAACAGUUGUCAUAUGACUGGUGUUCUGGGCAGCUCUAUGCUCCGCUGUGACAAACUGGACCAGACUGAAGUCAAGAAUCUGUUAAUGUGCUUCCUGCAUGUGCUCAAGAGCAUGUCUGAAGAUGCUCUGUUCAACUACUGGAAUAAAGCUUCUCCAGCAGACCUUAUGAACUACUUCAGUCUACUGGAAGUGUGUCUUCAACGGUUCAGAUACAUGGGAAAGAGACACUUUGCCAGGAGUCUGGAGGGGUCGGGGCCGGUGGCUCACGAACGGCGCUCUCAGACACUUCCUGUGUCUCGCAGCAGGACGGGAGUGAUGCAUGUGCGACUGCAGCAGCUCAACAGUCUGGAUAACUCAUACACUUACAACCACACUUACAGUCAUUCAGAUGCUGAUGUGUUGAAUCAAUCUCUGCUGGAAGGAAACAUUGCCACAGAAGUGUGUCUGACUGUUCUGGACACACUGAGCAUCUUCAUCAUGGGCUUUAAGACUCAGCUGAGUUUGGAUCACGGUCACAAUCCCCUCAUGAAGAAAGUGUUCCAGGUUCAUCUGUGCUUUUUACAAAUCAACCAGUCAGAGACGGCCCUCAAACAGGUCUUCACUUCCCUUUGCACUUUCAUCUACAAGUUUCCAUGCACAUUUUUUGAGGGUCGUGCAGACAUGUGUGAGUCAUUCUGUUAUGAGAUCCUGAAGUGUUGUAAUUCCAAACUGAGCUCCAUACGCAGUGAUGCGGCUCAUCUGCUCUACUUCCUCAUGAAGAGCAACUUCGACUACACAGGACGCAAAUCCUUCAUCCGCACACACCUACAGGUGGUUAUUGGUGUUAGUCAGCUGAUCGCUGAUGUCAUCGGAAUAGGAGGGACGAGGUUUCAGCAGUCCUUGUCAAUCAUCAACAACUGUGCCAACAAUGACAAAACGAUCAAAAACACAGCAUUCCCAUCGGAUGUGAAAGACCUGACAAAGAAAAUCAGAACGGUUCUGAUGGCCACAGCUCAGAUGAAGGAGCACGAACGAGAUCCAGAGAUGCUGGUUGACCUGCAGUACAGUCUGGCCAAGUCUUAUGCCAGCACACCGGAACUCCGCAAGACAUGGCUGGAUAGCAUGGCCCGCAUCCAUGUGAAGAACGGAGACCUCUCUGAGGCAGCCAUGUGUUAUGUGCAUGUAGCAGCGCUGGUGGCUGAGUACCUGCGAAGGAAAUGCAUGUUCAGACAGGGCUGCUCGGCGUUCAGAGUGAUCACACCAAACAUUGAUGAAGAAGCUUCUAUGAUGGAGGAUGUGGGGAUGCAGGAUGUUCACUUUAAUGAGGAUGUUUUGAUGGAGCUUUUGGAAGAGUGUGCUGAUGGAUUAUGGAAAGCCGAGCAUUAUGAACUCAUUUCUGACAUCUACAAACUCAUCAUCCCCAUUUAUGAGAAAUGCAGAGACUUUGAGAAACUGGCUCAUCUCUAUGACACACUUCACCGUGCCUACAGUAAGGUCACAGAGGUCAUGCACAGGGGCAAACGCUUGCUGGGAACAUACUUCAGAGUGGCGUUCUUCGGUCAGGGCUUCUUUGAAGAUGAAGAUGGUAAAGAAUACAUUUAUAAGGAGCCCAAAUUCACCCCACUGUCUGAGAUCUCACAAAGACUCCUUAAACUGUAUUCAGAAAAGUUUGGAGCAGAGAAUGUGAAAAUGAUCCAGGAUUCAGGCAAGAUUAAUCCAAAAGAUCUGGACUCUAAAUACGCUUAUAUCCGAGUGACUCAUGUCACUCCAUUCCUGGAGGAGAAGGAACUGCUGGAGAGAAAAACUGACUUUGAGAGGAGCCACAACAUUCGCAGAUUCGUCUUUGAGAUGCCCUUCACUGUUUCAGGCAAAAAACAAGGCGGUGUGGAGGAACAGUGCAAACGCAGGACUAUACUGACCACCACGCACUGUUUCCCGUAUGUAAAGAAGCGCAUUGCAGUGAUUUAUCAGCAUCAUGUGGAUCUGAACCCCAUCGAGGUAGCCAUUGAUGAGAUGAGUAAGAAGGUGCUGGAGAUCAGACAGCUGUGUUCCUGCAGUGAUGUAGACAUGAUCCAACUCCAGCUCAAACUACAGGGCAGCAUCAGUGUCCAGGUAAAUGCAGGUCCUCUUGCCUACGCCAGGGCUUUCCUGGAUGAUGCCAGCACUAAGAAAUACCCAGACAACAAAGUCAAACAGCUCAAAGAAUUCUUCCGGCAGUUUGUGGAAGCGUGUGGUCUGGGUUUAGGCAUUAAUGAGCGUCUGAUUAAAGAAGACCAGCAGGAGUAUCAUGAUGAGAUGAAGGCCAACUACAGAGAUCUCACCAAAGAGCUUGCUGUUAUUAUGCAGGAGCCUAUCAGUCCAGUGGAUGAUGGCAUGCAGAGUCCAAUUCCAGAUUCUCUUCACAUCUUUAAUGCCAUCAGUAGAACGCCCACUUCAGCUAUGAUCCAGGGCCUGCCCAACUCAUCCUCUGUGGUGUGAACCUUAUGACCUUUUACCUUUUAUUUUACUGGACAUCUCCAACCCAACACACACACAACUGCAUGAUGACAAGUGUGGCAGAGGGGGGAGAUCUGUUUGUUUCUGCCUCAUCCAGGGGAUUUCACCUACUGUUUCCUGUGGAGACUUUAUAAAAAAAAAAUUUAUAAAAAGAUUUUUAAUUUGUGACCAUUUUGCCACUUACAUGAACACCAGUUGCAGUUAGAGCACAGGAACUGAUCGAGAGAAGACGUGGGAACUGGAUCGGGAAAUGAAAUAAAACUGGUGUCCCCUACAUGAGCACCACAUCUUGUCAGAGCACGUACUGUAACCGCUAAUUCACAGCUCAUAGGCAUUUGACAAACACUAUAUGGUCAAAAGAAUGUGGACUAGUGCUGGAUGACAUAUGGAAUAUUAAUGAUAAAAUCACAAUGUUUUUCAAAUGAUAAAAUUGAACCAAUAUCGUGAAUAUAGUAAUAAUUUGAAUGUGCUUUAUGUUUGGUCACUGUGUUUUCUAAAGAGCGCAUCAUUAGACUAAUUUCACGUUGCUUCAGGACUGCACAAUAAAUCAAAAUAACAUCAGGAUCCUGAUAUGGUCCGAGAUUAAACCGCAAAAGUUAAUGGUAGUUUUUGCACACCCUGUUCAUUCACCAAUAAUUAUACUAUGUACCAUUGUAGAUGGGAGCAUAUGAAUAAACAACUAAAUAUCAUUCUUCUUUCUGUUCAUUUAGUUAAAAACUGUGGAAAACAUGCCUUCAUUCUUUUUCAUGAGAUUUUUACUUCCUGCAGUAAACAUUUUGGGUUUGCUUGGCUACAACCGCUGUUGAGUUGAAAUGAUGGUUUCUCUGAUUAAAAACAAAAACUUUAAAGCCAUUUCCGAGCAAAUAAAUAAUUAUCGAGAUAUAUUUUGAAUAUUGUAAACUGGCUGAAAAAUAUUGAGAUAUAAUUUUUGUAGGCACAUCGCCCAGCCCUAAUGUGGACACCCUCAUUUAGUUAACUGGUUCAGCUACAACCAUUACUAAAAUCAACAGUCAUGCAGUCUCCUUACUGAUGCUCUUGUGUCCCCACAUCCAUGUUUCAACAUACACUGGAAGUUGGAAUAAUGUACAGAUUUUGCUCUUAUGGAAAGAAAUUGGUACUUUUAUUCACCAAAGUGGCAUUCAACUGAUCACAAUGUAUAGACAGGACAUUAAUAACAUGAAAAAUUACUAAUACAAUUUAAACUACUUCAAAGAGUUCUCAUCACAAAAUCCUCCAUGUGCAGCAAUGAUAGCUUUGCAGAUCCUUGGCUUUCUAGCUGUCAGUUUGUCCAGAUUCUCAGGUGACAUUUCACCCCACACUUCCUGUAGCACUUGCCAUAGAUGUGGCUGUCUUGUUGGGCACUUCUCAUGCACCUUACAGUCUAGCUGAUCCCACAAAAGCUCAAUGGGGUUAAGAUCCAGAACACUCUUUUCCAAUUAUCUGUUGUCCAAUGUCUGUGUUUCUUUGCCCACUCUGACCUUUUCUUUUUGAUUUUCUGUUUCAAAAGUGUCUUUUUCUUUGCAAUUCUUCCCAUAAGGCCUGCACCCCUGAGUCUUCUCUUUACUGUUGUACAUGAAACUGGUGUUGAGCGGGUAGAAUUCAAUGAAGCUGUCAGCUGAGGACAUGUGAGGUGUCUAUUUCUCAAACUAGAGACUCUGAUGUACUUAUCCUCUUGUUUAGUUGUACAUCUGGCCUUCCGCAUCUCUUUCUGUCCUUGUUAGAGCCAGUUGUCCUUUGUCUUUGAAGACUGUAGUGUACACCUUUGUAUGAAAUCUUCAGUUUUUUGGCAAUUUCAAGCAUUGUAUAGCCUUCAUUCCUCAAAACAAUUAUUGACUGACGAGUUUCUAGAGAAAGCUGUUUUUUUUUUUUUUUUUUUUGCCAUUUUU
Messenger RNA from Myxocyprinus asiaticus (Chinese sucker), 8237 nucleotides. Its product is annotated as dedicator of cytokinesis protein 9. The record is from RefSeq and is a predicted model, not a curated record. Bases 325 to 6333 code for a protein of 2002 amino acids. Gene Ontology annotation, biological process: positive regulation of GTPase activity; small GTPase-mediated signal transduction. NCBI's taxonomy places the organism in Eukaryota, Metazoa, Chordata, Actinopteri, Cypriniformes, Catostomidae. Gene Ontology annotation, molecular function: guanyl-nucleotide exchange factor activity. The transcript has 51 exons.